This is a messenger RNA of Dermacentor silvarum, 593 nucleotides long. Its product is annotated as ankyrin repeat domain-containing protein 50-like. The transcript is spliced from 2 exons. NCBI's taxonomy places the organism in Eukaryota, Metazoa, Arthropoda, Arachnida, Ixodida, Ixodidae. The record is from RefSeq and is a predicted model, not a curated record. Gene Ontology annotation, molecular function: protein binding. The annotation marks the transcript as partial. Gene Ontology annotation, cellular component: nucleus; cytoplasm.
CUGCACGACAAGGUCAUGCAGAUGUGGUGCUUCUGCUUCUCAAGGCUGGUGCCAAUCCCGACCAUGCUGACAAUGAGGGCUGGACACCUCUGCGGUCGUCGGCAUGGGCAGGACACGGACAGGUUGUGGAAGCCCUGCUGGAAAAUGGAGCACAGGUGGACUUAGCAGAUGGGGAGCAGCGGACGGCACUGCGUGCUGCAUCAUGGGGAGGCCAUGAAGAAGUUGUUGCACAGCUUCUGGAGAAAGGAGCUGAUGUGAAUCGUGCAGACCGUGAAGGCCGCACAGCCCUUAUUGCUGCUGCCUACAUGGGCCAUGCAGAGAUUGUGGAGCGCCUGCUUGAUGCUGGAGCAGAGGCCAACCAUGCAGACGGAGAUGGGCGCACAGCAUUGUCAGUGGCAGCACUGUGCGUGCGACCAUCUGAGGGCCACAUUGGUGUGGUGGCCCUGCUGCUGGAGAGGGGCGCCAAUGUGGAUCAUGCUGACAAUGAAGGAAUGACUCCUCUGCUUGUAGCAGCAUUCGAAGGUCAUCGGGAGGUCUGCGAGCUUCUCUUGGAUGGUGAGUUUAUUAGUGGUAAUUUUAGAGAGCUUUAGCAU